AUGGAACCGCAAAAUCAGCAACAAAUCCAAUCCCAAGAAACACCCGAGCAACCUCAACUGAAAAGAUGUAAGCAGUUACUCCUGACAGUGGACGAAGUACUCGAGCUGAUUCCUUCGCGUCAGAAUUUGAGGGACGUAGCCGACAGUCUCGAAGAUUACAGCCUCGACGCGCUGUUGACGGAUACCAUUACUACGAAGCAUACCAAACAGAACCACGAAAAAAGUUCGGCUAUUCUUUCCUUUUUCGAUGCUCGCAAGAUUUUACAUGUGCAGGAUCAAGCUGCCGUUCGUUUACGAUUGUAUCGGCGUAUGCCAACUUUCUUAUACAAUGGCCGCAUCAGCGGCAUGGUCGGUAGAGUGAAUGGUUACUUCUACUUGAACAUCGAAUACUCCUAUGGGCACGAGGCUGCACCUGCCGUCGAAAAUAACGCCGUCCCACAAAAUGUACGUGCAUACAUCGCUGCACAUGCCAUCGACUUGGAUGCACAACAGCUGCAUCGUAACAUUAUCCGUCAGUUUCGACAAGAAACGACAAGAAUAACGCAGGGGCAAGUGUAUCACUGGGAGUGCCAGUCAAUCUAAGACCAAUAUACACUGCACGACACCAGUUCAGAUAGGCAGAGACGCUCGUCGGCAGAGCCACUGACAAGGGUGUCUGUAAGGUAUGUCAAAAUGUCCUAAAUAAAUAUUAAUACAUGCGAGGAUCGUGUAUAUGUUCACUUCGAUGCGUUGAGAAAUAGACAAGAACCAUUAAUAUAGAAUCAAU
Messenger RNA from Zychaea mexicana, 766 nucleotides. RefSeq lists its product as uncharacterized. The record is from RefSeq and is a predicted model, not a curated record. The transcript has 3 exons. Bases 1 to 582 code for a protein of 193 amino acids. Lineage: Eukaryota; Fungi; Mucoromycota; Mucoromycetes; Mucorales; Lichtheimiaceae.